Molecule: messenger RNA, 4059 nt
Organism: Lynx canadensis (Canada lynx)
Lineage: Eukaryota; Metazoa; Chordata; Mammalia; Carnivora; Felidae
Gene: GABRG3
Product: gamma-aminobutyric acid type A receptor subunit gamma3
Exons: 5
Coding region: 1-759 (252 amino acids)
Biological process (GO): gamma-aminobutyric acid signaling pathway; regulation of postsynaptic membrane potential; monoatomic ion transmembrane transport
Cellular component (GO): postsynapse; neuron projection; dendrite membrane
Molecular function (GO): inhibitory extracellular ligand-gated monoatomic ion channel activity; GABA-gated chloride ion channel activity; GABA-A receptor activity
Source: RefSeq, a predicted model, not a curated record
AUGAUGGUGAAGGAUUAUAAGGAAGGGGAUAUAAUGAUAUUUGUGUUUUAUAAUGAUCCUUUUGAUGGUGAUUAUGUUGUCAUGACUAUAUAUUUUGAAUUGAGUAGAAGAAUGGGAUACUUCACUAUUCAAACAUACAUUCCCUGUAUACUGACUGUGGUUUUAUCCUGGGUGUCAUUUUGGAUCAAAAAAGAUGCUACACCAGCAAGAACAGCAUUAGGCAUCACCACAGUGCUGACCAUGACCACGCUUAGCACCAUUGCCAGGAAUUCCUUGCCCCGUGUGUCCUAUGUGACAGCCAUGGACCUCUUUGUGACUGUUUGCUUCUUAUUUGUCUUUGCUGCUCUGAUGGAGUAUGCCACCCUCAACUACUAUUCAAGUUGUAGAAAACCAACUACCACUAAGAAGAAAACAUCGUUAUUGCAUCCAGAUUCCUCAAGGUGGAUUCAUGAGCGAAUAAGCCUACAAGCCCCCUCCAACUAUUCUCUCCUUGACGUGAGGCCACCACCACCUGCAAUGAUCACUUUAAACAAUUCUGUGUACUGGCAGGAAUUUGAAGAUACCUGCGUCUAUGAGUGUCUGGAUGGCAAAGACUGUCAGAGCUUCUUCUGCUGCUAUGAAGAAUGCAAAUCCGGAUCUUGGAAAAAAGGGCGUAUUCACAUAGACAUCUUGGAGCUGGACUCAUAUUCUCGGGUCUUUUUCCCUACAUCAUUCCUGCUCUUCAACUUGGUCUAUUGGGUUGGAUACCUGUAUCUCUAAAUAUUUCUGUGGUGAUGAGUAAAGAGCACUAGAUUUCACUCUUUACUUUCACUGUCCCCAGACCAGUAGUGACCAACUGGAGUAGGAAGGAAAAACACUGCUCAGUUUAUCUGAAGUUAUACAUUACCUUUGAGCAGCACCGGAGUACCUGGCAACCAUUUCUAUUAUGCAUUUCACACUCACACACAUGCGUGCGCACACACACAUUAAUUGAAUUUUAAAGUGAUAUUCUUGCUAAUCCCUUAUUGAAUCUGUAAGUUGGUGAUGUUUACGAAUGGUUUUUGGAUAUUGGAACAGUUGCCAAUUGUCGUUGCAAGGAAAUCUGUAAAACAUGUAAGCAAAUAUCCGAGAAGCUCUCUUAUGCCAAGACCCCUUCUAUAUCUUUCCUUAGCAACUCUUAGGAGCACCAGUGCCCACAUGUGUGGAGUCACUGCUUGCUGGGACACACUCAUGUUGACCUCAUCCCCGUGUUCCUGGACAGUCUUAGUUCAAGUAUGAACUGCAGUGAGUUUUGACCUGGUUUCCUCUCUUUGUGACCCCUUUUACUCUGGAACUAUCAUUGUUACCUAGAAUUUCUUUAUUUAAUAAUCUCACCCUAGGUUUAGGAAGGGUGUAUAUGCAUUAUCCACAAGUUUCCAGUUGAGAAAAAAAUAUGAUUUGAAAAAUUCUCAUGUUGCUGAAUUCAAUGAUGUUGAUUAUCUCUGAACAUCAGAAGGUUAUUACUCUAUUCCAAACUACUAAAAAUAAGCAGUAUUUUAACUUUGCAUUCUUGGAUUAGUUCAGUUGGAGUUCAACAUUUUACCUUAAGAGUUGUGUUUUGUUAGACCAAAACACAACCCCAGAGUAUGUAUCUUUUGUACAUUAUGCUAUUACAGGUUCAAUGAUUAUCUUCAUCUUGCAAAGACAAGUAUACAGCACUCAUAAGCCCUUGUCGUGAAAAUGUUUUCCAAAGUGUGAAAGAAAUAUAGAUGGAAUUUAAAAUUUUCAUAGUUAUAAUUAACUUUCAAGUCAAAUCAACUUUAGAUGCAAAAAAAGGGCAAUGGCUAUCAUCAAUGAUAUAUUUUGAUGAACAAAAUUAUUUUAUACUUUGAGAUAUGAAUAUGUAGCAAAAUCCCAAAGAAACAAUCCCCUGGAAUUAUUACUCUUUUGAUAUUUUUAUAACACAAAACUAACUUGGUUCUUGAUGUUAGUUCUUUGUUAUAACUGGAUACCAGUAUGUAACUUCACAAGACUCUUCAGAAGCCUCCCACCAUUGAUAGGAAAAACAGUCCCACCAGUUCAUUAAUAAUGCUUUGGCAUUAUUAAAAUUUUGGUACUAAAAUUUUUCUACCAGUAUCUCUGUACUUCUCAUCUUUCUCACCCAUAAAAUUGAAUUAAUUUUAUUGGAAACCAUAAAAAUUUAUUUUAAUUAUCUAUUGUAAGUACAAUUAUUACUCAGAAAAAAGGUAAAAUAAUGCACAGAGAGAAUAUAUAAAAGUGCUAAUUUCACAUAAUUUACUGGAUUAAGACCAGACAUAAGGGGAUGGGAGUGGAAGAGGCUAGAAAAGUAAAAUAUAAAUCUGUUUAUAUUUAUGAAACAUCAUUCAUAUCAAGUGAAUGCAAAUAUAUUGGUAUGAUCACCCAGCUUUCAAGGACUGAAUCUAUAUAGUGUGAGACACCCAAGUCCUCAGCUUUUCUUCCUGUCAUCUCCCUGACUUUGAUUUAAUAGUGGCUACAUAGGCCACAAGCCAAUUGGGUUCUAUUUAGCAAAUUCAAUUUAAAACAUAAAAUAAUAUUUGUGGAGAAACAAGUUGAACCUAUUGGCUUAUAUGAAAUUUCUACUCUAUUGAAGAAUUUCACAUACUAGCAUCCUUGUUCUGUCUCUCAUGCAUAAACUACUCCCCCACACUUGGCAGUGGUGUCCUGGAGGCACCCUGACCAAAGGAAUCCACCAUAUCCCACCAAAGCACUGAGUACCCAUGGAAGGUGGUCCAAAGUCAGUCCUUUUCAAGCAUAAUUUUCAUCUUUAUGAAUUUAUAAUAUCUAACAAUAUGAAGAAUUUCAACCUGUUAUGUCUUAAAAGUAGUUAUGGAGGGAGAUGAAUUUUCUAGUGAAAUUCUUCUUGGAAGAGACAUAACCUAAGAACACUUUUAUAAGAUAAAUUUGCUCUACUUUUACCUUAAAAAUUAUAUUGAUGCCUCUUAUUUCAAAGCUACUCAAUAUUUGGGUGUUGUUGGCAACUCAUAAAAUUAUAUGUGUAGGAUAUACUUACCAAUAACCUAUUUGCUGAAUCCAACCAUUCUCUUCCCCCUGAUCUCAGCCAUCCUGCUGAUUUAAACACUAGUUCAUGGUUCAUUUCUCCAUAAAGGAAAACUUUUAUCUCAAGAGAGUCUGAUAGAUGUUCACUCACAAAGUAUAAAAUAGACUCCCUCCCAUACAGCAAUCUACCCACAAUGGGUUCUGACUAAAAAGAACUCAAACAUCCCCUCAGAACACACCAAUGUCAGUUUCUCUGCAGGCUUGUCUGUUCAAGUUCUCUUAUAAGUCUCAACUUCUGAGAUAAGCCUUCAGUCCACAAUACAAGAGAUGGUAUGUACCUCAUGCAGGUACAGAGCUCAGGGGCUUGCUUAUUAACUAUGUAAGAGUUGACCUUUUGGAGGAGGGAAGAGGAGAAGCACAGGAAGAAUGUGAAGGAAAUGUAUCUCUCUUAAAUUGAGGGACUCUCCUUCACCAGUAUGCUUGGUUAGUAGUGUAUGUGUGAGGUGCAUGGGUGUAAGGCUGUUCCACCCAGACCCAGCAUCUGUAGAGCUCUGGCCAGCUUGCUUUGCAUUUAGACUUGAGAAAUAUGUUUUGUGUUUUCAUGGCAGCUGGUGGGGAAACUGUGUAAGUGGCUGGUAUUCUAAAGGUGCUACUGUAUUCCUCACUUUCAGAAAUACUGUAAAUUGCAGAGAUGAGAGUUAUGUAUUUUGAAAAGGAUUUCUAAUUUCUUACCACUGUGGAUCAUACUUACAACUGUGACUGUCUCUCCUUUAAGCUUCAUCCAGGCUGAGAGGGAGACAAAAGAAAAGGCAUUCCACAUCAAUGAAAUUAGAGAAAAAAUUCCUCUUCAGAGCCUAGAAAGUUUCUGUUUCUACAAGGUCUCAACACCAGUGACCAGAGGAGAGAUUCUCAGGUACUGGGCAGAGAAGGAAAAUGUUACUAUAAGUUACUUUUGACCCAGCCAAUACUGCCCCCUUUUUACCCAACAUAUGCCUUAAAAUAACACAUAAAGCUUAUAUCAUACACAUCUCAUAGAUUUUCCAUUUUCUGUAAUCACAUAUA